AUACAGAACAUGAUCUCGGGAAACAGGUUGAAGGCCGACUCAUUGACUUCAGUGUACACUUAUUUUUGUAUUUGACUUAAAGUGCCAUGAGAAAGUUUGCAUAUUGCAAGGUGGUCCUUGCCACCUCACUGGUGUGGGUCCUUUUGGAUAUGUUUUUGCUGCUUUACUUCAGCGAAUGCAACAAAUGUGAUGAGAAAAAAGAGCGAGGCCUACCUCCUGGAGAUGUUCCAGAACUGGUACAGAAGCCACACGAAGGCCCUGGAGAAAUGGGAAAACCUGUUGUCAUUCCUAAAGAGGACCAAGAAAAAAUGAAGGAUAUGUUUAAAAUAAAUCAGUUUAAUUUAAUGGCAAGUGAAAUGAUUGCACUCAACAGAUCUUUACCUGAUGUCAGGUUGGAAGGGUGCAAGACAAAGGUGUAUCCAGACAGCCUUCCUACAACAAGUGUUGUCGUUGUCUUUCAUAAUGAAGCAUGGAGCACUCUCUUGCGAACUGUUCACAGCGUCAUAAACCGAUCACCACGACAGAUGCUAGAAGAAAUUAUAUUGGUCGAUGAUGCCAGUGAAAGAGACUUUUUGAAAAGACCCUUGGAGAACUAUGUGAAGAAGUUAAAAGUACCAGUUUAUGUCAUUCGAAUGGAGCAGCGUUCUGGGUUGAUUCGAGCCAGGUUGAAAGGUGCCGCUGCCUCGAAAGGCCAAGUCAUCACUUUCUUAGAUGCCCAUUGUGAGUGUACAGUCGGAUGGCUGGAGCCUCUAUUAGCACGGAUAAAAGCUGACAGGAGAACGGUGGUUUGUCCUAUAAUUGAUGUCAUCAGUGAUGAUACCUUUGAAUAUAUGGCAGGCUCUGAUAUGACUUAUGGUGGGUUCAACUGGAAGUUGAAUUUCCGAUGGUAUCCUGUUCCCCAGAAAGAAAUGGACCGAAGGAAAGGUGACAGGACCCUUCCAGUCAGGACCCCUACCAUGGCAGGAGGCCUCUUUUCCAUAGACAGAGACUAUUUUCAGGAAAUUGGAACAUAUGAUGCUGGAAUGGAUAUAUGGGGAGGAGAAAAUCUCGAGAUUUCAUUUCGGAUUUGGCAAUGUGGGGGAACACUGGAAAUUGUGACGUGUUCACAUGUUGGCCAUGUUUUUCGAAAAGCCACUCCUUAUACUUUCCCAGGAGGCACGGGACAGAUUAUCAACAAAAAUAAUAGGCGGCUUGCAGAAGUUUGGAUGGAUGAGUUCAAGAACUUCUUCUAUAUAAUUUCCCCAGGAGUUACAAAGGUAGAUUAUGGAGACAUAUCAUCACGAGCUGGAUUAAGACAGAAACUACAGUGCAAGCCCUUUUCUUGGUACCUCGAGAAUGUUUAUCCCGAUUCCCAAAUACCACGCCACUAUUUCUCUUUGGGAGAGAUAAGAAAUGUGGAAACGAAUCAAUGUCUGGAUAACAUGGCAAGAAAAGAAAAUGAAAAAGUUGGGAUUUUUAACUGUCAUGGAAUGGGUGGUAAUCAGGUCUUCUCGUACACAGCCAACAAAGAAAUUCGAACAGAUGAUUUGUGCUUAGACGUCUCAAAACUGAAUGGCCCGGUCACAAUGCUCAAAUGCCACCACUUAAAAGGCAAUCAGCUUUGGGAAUACGAUCCAGUGAAAUUAACCCUGCUGCAUGUGAACAGUAACCAGUGCCUGGAUAAAGCCGCGGAAGAUGACAGCCAGGUGCCCAGUAUCAGAGACUGCAACGGCAACCGUUCUCAGCAAUGGCUUCUUCGUAACAUUACCCUUCCGGAAACAUUCUGAAAAGUGUUCCAAGAGGAGGAUUGA
This is a messenger RNA of Euleptes europaea (tarantolino), 1790 nucleotides long. It is a transcript of the gene GALNT1, whose product is annotated as polypeptide N-acetylgalactosaminyltransferase 1. The transcript has 11 exons. The record is from RefSeq and is a predicted model, not a curated record. NCBI's taxonomy places the organism in Eukaryota, Metazoa, Chordata, Lepidosauria, Squamata, Sphaerodactylidae. Gene Ontology annotation, cellular component: Golgi apparatus. Bases 87 to 1766 code for a protein of 559 amino acids.